GUAAACGUUACUGAAAAACAAAAACGUCAUCAUAAAAAAAAAAAAAAAGGCGCUUGGCUCUUUCAUCUUUGUAAUAAAACUUGUGAAAUCUCCAUCAAUGUUUCUAUGUUUUUUUGGUUGUUGUUAAGGGUAUUCAAGAAAGGGUUGAUGUUGUUUUAAUGUUUUGAUUAUUUUUUAUAGCAGUAAAUUUUAUUUUUCAAGUGAAAAAGGAGAGAAAGAAGCAAAGAAGAAGAAUCAUGGGGUGGCUUCCUUGUUGUGGCAAAUCCAAUACCAAAGCUAAUAAGUCUAAGAAGAACAAAAACAUGCAGCAGAUGCCACUUGAUCAAAUCAAACCUACUUCAGCAUUUCCAUCAUCUUCUAUUCGUUUAGACAAAUUGAAAGGAGAUUCCUCAUCGAGUGGGGAGACAUCUAAAAGAGGAGGAGGUGAACAUAUUGCUGCACUGACUUUUUCAUUUCGUGAAUUGGCAACAGCAACUAAAAAUUUUAGAGCAGAAUGCAUUCUGGGAGAAGGAGGUUUUGGUAGAGUGUACAAAGGGCGUUUGGAGAGUACAAAUCAGGUUGUUGCUAUAAAGCAACUUGAUCCUAAUGGGUUGCAGGGGAACAGGGAAUUUCUUGUUGAAGUUUUAAUGCUAAGCCUACUUCACCAUCCUAACCUUGUUAAUCUUACUGGGUACUGUGCUGAUGGAGAUCAAAGGCUUCUGGUUUAUGAAUAUAUGCCCUUAGGAUCUUUGGAAGAUCAUCUACACGACAUUUCAUCUGGUAAGAAAAGACUGGACUGGAAUACAAGAAUGAAAAUAGCUGCUGGGGCUGCCAAAGGAUUGGAGUAUUUACAUGACAAAGCCAGUCCCCCUGUUAUAUACCGAGAUUUGAAAUGCUCCAACAUUUUACUUGGGGAAGGAUAUUUUCCUAAGCUAUCUGAUUUUGGCCUGGCCAAGCUUGGGCCUAUUGGCGAUAACACCCAUGUAUCUACAAGGGUUAUGGGCACCUAUGGAUACUGCGCCCCAGAGUAUGCAAUGACUGGUCAACUUACUUUAAAAUCAGAUGUUUAUAGCUUUGGAGUUGUUCUUCUAGAAAUCAUAACAGGCAGGAAAGCAAUUGACAAUUCAAACGCUGCAGGAGAACAGAAUCUAGUGGCAUGGGCAAGGCCAUUAUUCAAAGACCGAAAAAAAUUUUCUCAAAUGGCUGAUCCAAUGCUCCAAGGUCAGUAUCCUCCGAGGGGUUUAUUCCAAGCUCUUGCAGUGGCAGCAAUGUGUGUUCAAGAGGAGCCAAAUAUGCGGCCGCUCAUUGCUGAUGUAGUCACAGCUUUGACUUACCUUGCUUCUCAAAAAUUUAAACCAGAUACACAUCCAUUAAAGGGUUCCCCCUUGGCCCCUGGUACUCCAGUAAUGGCAGUGGGCAUGAAGGGGAUCGAAUGAAAAGGUUAAGUUGUUACUUGCUUGGAUUCUUCAUGCUCAUUAUGCGGUUCUCCGGGAUCUGCCAACUGUUGAUCGAUGCUGAUAUUGAUGACGUUAUUGUGGAAUCUUUAAAUGAAAAUGAAAUCACAGGGGUAGUAGUUUUAGGCUAAAUGCUACUUGCCUGCAUUAUACAACGUGUCUUUUUUAUCAAAUUUUGCUUAACUCUUACAAAAUAAAGUCACAAUUUUAUCAGCUAUUGUGUUUGUUGUCAGUAGAUAUAUGUAGCUGAUGAUGUAAAUGAAAUUUCAAUCAUGUUUGCAAUGUGAUUGAAUAUGAUAGCAAUGUUGUUAAAUUGCUUUUGCACAUUGACAGUUGUCUUUAAGUACAAUAAAUGAAGUACUGGAUCAGAAUCGCACUUAUCAGAGAAUUUUUAUAAUCAUCAUAUUCAACACUGCUUAAAAAUUUAUUUAUAGAGAUGGCAAAUACUAGUACACAAGUCUUUCACAUUGGCACAAGUACAGCAUAGAUUGGAGAAAAAAAAAA
Messenger RNA from Durio zibethinus, 1937 nucleotides. The record is from RefSeq and is a predicted model, not a curated record. Lineage: Eukaryota; Viridiplantae; Streptophyta; Magnoliopsida; Malvales; Malvaceae.